AUGGCCGAGUCGUCGCCUUUGCUAGCGUCCUUUCAGGAGGAUCACGACCAGUUCCCCAGCAUUCUGCAGGCCAAAAAGGUCCUACUGGCCACCGAAUCCUGGGGUCCUGUCAACGGCGUCAGUCGCACCACUCGCAGUCUGGUUGAGUACCUGCGCAGGCAUGGCGUGGAGCUGAUUCUCGUCGCGCCGCAUUUCAAAGGCGACACCGCGAAACAAAGGUCUAAGACCUUCAAGCCCGAUAUCAUCUACCUAGCGGGAGUCCGGCCUCGCUCGGCUUUCAAAUGCUCCUGCAGAUUCGCCAACUGCGAUCCCCCGCCAGUCUGCUCCUUCCGAACCGAUCUGUCCGCCUACUCGAUCAUGCUUCCGACCCCGCUGGAUCAGUUUGGCGUCUGGCUGUUGGCCACCGUCAGGGAUUCUUGUUUCAGCGCGCCGUCAUGCCGUCUUCUACCCAUGCUCCGCCAUUCGAGGCUACCUGGAACGCGCCGGUACCCCCCGUCGAUGGUCGUCCAGCUGGGUCGCGGCGUCGAUACCGUUUUAUUUACCCCCCGCAUCGGGACGAGGCCCAUCGCCGAGAGAAUCGCCCCGGGUGGAGAAAUCAUUCUCAUCUGCGUCUGUCGCAUUGCCCCGGAGAAAGGAUUCGAGUUUCUCGCCCAGGUCGCGACCCGCUUGGCCGCGGACAAGGUGCCGUUCAAGCUGUUGAUCGUGGGAGGAACCGCAACCCCGCGGUGGAAAACAAGGUCAAACGGUUGUUUGACGCGGUCCGGAAUCAUGUCGUCUUCACCGGGUUCUGACGGGGUAGUAGGCGCUGGCUCGGGCCUACGCCUCGGCCGAUCUGUUCUUGCACUGCUCGAUUACCGAGACCGCUGGGCUGGUCGUCCUGGAAGCCAUGGCGAGUGGACUUCCCGUAUUGAUUGCGCGCGAUCAGGGCAGGCCCCUCCUGACAUUAUCCGUCAUGAUCAGACCGGGUAUCUGGUUGCACCACAUGACCUGGAUCGAUUCACCGAGUUGACGCGGGAAGUCGCACAAGACUCGGCCCGACGGGAAGACUCGCGACGGCUGCCCGAAGUAUGCUGA
Molecule: messenger RNA, 1074 nt
Organism: Penicillium daleae
Lineage: Eukaryota; Fungi; Ascomycota; Eurotiomycetes; Eurotiales; Aspergillaceae
Exons: 2
Coding region: 1-1074 (357 amino acids)
Source: RefSeq, a predicted model, not a curated record